Messenger RNA from Aegilops tauschii subsp. strangulata, 1143 nucleotides. RefSeq names its product chromophore lyase CRL, chloroplastic. The record is from RefSeq and is a predicted model, not a curated record. Gene Ontology annotation, biological process: protein-phycocyanobilin linkage. NCBI's taxonomy places the organism in Eukaryota, Viridiplantae, Streptophyta, Magnoliopsida, Poales, Poaceae. Gene Ontology annotation, molecular function: lyase activity.
GAAAUAAUGAACGCAGUAUCGCGGUCCACAGAAAUACUUUCCCUUUCUCUUUCUUUCUUGAUUGAUCCUCUUCCGCCUCCGUACCUCGUGUCGGUCCUCGCGAGUUCGCCGUGGAACACCCCAUGGGCUCCGGCGAGGACACCCCCGAAGGAACCGGUGGAGGAGUCGGCGGGAUAGUCCGGGGUGCGCUGCUGAAGGCGCUCGUCGUCUUCGGCGGCGUUAUUCUCAUCCGGCGGCUGCGCCGCUCCACCACCCGGUGGGACCACGCCCGCGCCGUCGCCGACGCCCUCUCCGGUGAAAAGUUCUCGAGGGAGCAGGCGAGGCAGGAUCCUGGAAACUAUUUCAACCUUAGAAUGCUCACUUGCCCUGCAACUGAGAUGGUGGAUGGUUCUGGAGUGCUCUACUUUGAGCAAGCAUUUUGGAGAGCUCCAGAAAAACCUUUCCGACAAAGAUUCUACAUGGUAAAGCCAUGUCCAAAGGAGAUGAAAUGCGACGUUGAGUUGAGUUCUUAUGCAAUUAGAGAUGUUGAAGAGUAUAAGAAUUUCUGUGACCGACAAAAAGAUCAGAGGCCGCAGCCAGAAGAAGUAAUUGCGGAUAUCGCAGAGCAUUUGACCACCAUACACUUAUCACGAUGUGAACGCGGAAAACGCUGCUUAUAUGAAGGAUCAACCCCACUGGGAGGUUUUCCCAACAGUUGGGGUGGUGCAGCAUAUUGUACAUCUGAUCUGUCCAUUCACAAGAAUGGUGAAACACACAUUUGGGACAAGGGUUUUGACGACAAUGGAAGCCAGGUUUGGGGAACCAAGGCUGGCCCUUACGAGUUUAAGCCUGCUCCCAAGUCCAAUUAUGAUGACAUGUUCUCACCUUUAAAUUUCUCUGCCCCCUUGUCACUAGAGAAGAUGGAAAGUUCAUAUGCAAUUGAUGACCAGUAGAUGAGCAUUGUUAAUACAUUUUGUUGUUAGAGAACACCAUAAGAAUAGCAUGUUACAUUUUGACAGUAUCUCUGAUCAUCAACAAAUGGUAAUUCUGUGGGUGAACACUUCCAAUGCCUGACAACAUAGUGAGAUGUAACAAUUGUCGUAUUGCAGCUAACAUGAGUUAUGUAGGCAGAUGGAGCAUUAAUUCUAAUGUUCGUUAGAUGGA